Messenger RNA from Aplysia californica (California sea hare), 2977 nucleotides. RefSeq names its product NADH-cytochrome b5 reductase 3. Lineage: Eukaryota; Metazoa; Mollusca; Gastropoda; Aplysiida; Aplysiidae. The coding region runs from base 404 to 1339 and encodes 311 amino acids. Gene Ontology annotation, cellular component: mitochondrion. The record is from RefSeq and is a predicted model, not a curated record. Gene Ontology annotation, molecular function: oxidoreductase activity; FAD binding. The transcript has 9 exons.
UGAUUCAGACCUGGCAGAUCUAUCAUCACUGCUUCUAGCUCCUAGCCUGUCUACUGCUUUGCUUGGCAUUGCUUGGUCGAUUCGUGAUUGGCGAUUGGAUUUAAUUUAGAGGAAGCACCGGUAACUGAAGUGAAUGUAGUGUCGGCUUCAGCAAUCAAUUGCUAACGCCCAAGCUAUUCUCUUGGAGGGAUUUUUGUCAUUUACAAGGCAGAUUUCUCUUUAAAAGGACGAGGCCUUAAAACAUUCUUGCUGUGACAAAUUGCUUAAAAUACAAUCAGUAUCAGUGUCAGUAUAAAAUUUGAGAAGAAGCACCGGCUUAUCGUUUACAUCGGUUGGUUUGCCUGGUCUACUAGUCUAGUUACACAACAGCCACAACACUAAAAGAAGGAAAAUCAAAGCUGAAAUGGGAGAAUCCAAAAGCGACUUGUUGACUGUGCCCGUCCUGAUCGGGGUGGGCGUGGUGGCUGUGACCGCCAUCCUGGCCAAGAUCUUUCUGCCGGGGCUGUUCGGGGGAAAGAAGAAGAGCUCCCCCGUCACCCUCAAGGACUCCACACUCAAGUACCCCCUGAAGCUCAUUGAUAGAGAGGUGCUGAGCCCAGACACCCGUCGCUUCCGCUUUGCUCUCCCCUCCUCGGAUCACAUCCUGGGACUUCCUGUUGGCCAGCACAUUUACUUGACAGCUCGCAUUGACGGUCAACUGGUUAUCCGACCAUACACACCUGUGUCCAGCGAUGAUGACAAAGGCUACAUGGACUUGGUCAUCAAAGUCUACUUCAAAAAUGUCCACCCCAACUUCCCGGACGGAGGAAAAAUGUCCCAAUAUCUGGAAGCCAUGGCCAUCGGAGAUUAUAUUGACGUCCGUGGACCCAAUGGCUUGCUGCAAUACACUGGAAGAGGCACUUUCAGCAUCAAACCGGACAAGAAGUCUGAGCCUCAGGUGAAGAAAGCCAAGAAGAUUGGAAUGAUCGCUGGUGGAACAGGUAUCACCCCAAUGCUUCAGUUGGUCAGGCAGGUGUUCAAAGAUCCAGAGGACCAAUCAGAACUCUGGCUUCUCUUUGCUAAUCAGACGGAGAAGGAUAUCCUGCUGAGAUCAGAGCUGGAGGAGGUGCUGAACCAGCAGCCUGACCGCUUCCACCUGUGGUACACGCUGGACAGACCCGAAGCUGGCUGGAAGUACAGCUCUGGAUUCAUCAACGAAGAGAUGAUCAAGAAGCACCUUCCGGCUGCCGGGCCGGAUUCGCUGGUGGUCAUGUGUGGACCUCCGCCCAUGAUCAACUUUGCCUGCAUCCCCAACCUGGACAAGCUGGGCUACAGCCCCGAGACACGGUUCAGCUACUGAAAAAAUCUGGAGCUUACUAAAAUGCGUACUGUCAGAGAGACGUGUACAUUUUGUUCCCUCCUCAAGUCCUCAGAUUGGCUGGGUCUUGGUUAGUGAUGUGAAGCAAAAUAGAGAGCUUUAUGGAAUAUGCCUGGACUUUGAUUGAGAAAGAGAGACUGUAAAUCUUGGAAUGAUUGAACUUGAUUUGUUUUUACUUUUUUUUCCUGUUAUCUGUAUGAAGUUAAGAGAGAAAGGCGCUUAAUGAAACGUUUUUGUCUAGCAGAAUUUUGUUAAUUUAUUUGUACAAGAAAGUAGAGAAAAUAAUAUAGCUCUUUAUGCAGAACGAUGAAAAUGUAAAUUCUGUCUGUAAUUAGCUUGAAAUGAAUAAACAUCUAAGGGGUGUGAAAUGUGGAGUUUUAAGGUGAUGAUGAAGUGCUUUUGUUAAACUUUAAAGCAUACUGUACCUGGUAUUUUUUUAAGAAUCUUUUCAUUUUCAGUGGAGUGUAUAAUUGUAGGCCUUUCAUGGGUAAAAACAUUUUUAGAUAUUUUUUACUUUCUGACAAUCAAAUGUUAAUACAUGGUUGCAGAAAAUUUUGAAACAUUCAUUAUCAUUUUCUGAGAACUUUCAUUGUUGUUUGUGCAGAAUGUAUAAAUAAUCAGUUUGUUAAUCCAUUUGUUUCGUAGAGGAGUCAUGAAAGUGGUUGGGAUAAGACUGAAGCUGUGUGGUGUUUGUGCUGUGAAUUAUUAUUUUUUUCCUUUCUGUUUUCCCUUUUUUGUUUGAGUUCUUUAUUGGUAUGUAUGGAUGCUGCUAGCCAAAAUGCAUUAUGAGGUAAAAGUGGUGUACCAAAUUUCUUCUUUGUUCUGGUUUGGAGACAAAGUGUACUUUUGUAACUACUGAUUCUGAAUAGUUUUGAAGUAACCAAGUCAGUAAAUUGAUACGAGCUUAUUUCAUUGUCGAAGAAUGGGCAUUUUUUCGGUCUUAACAGUGGUGCUAAAGUGCGUAAUUUUACAUUUAUCUUUUAUGUACUUGAAGUGGCAAUUUUCUGUGGCAUUUUAUAGGAGGUGUGAAGACAAUUUCUCUUCUUUAUUAUACUCUUCUGUUACCUGUAUGCCAGGGAGAAUGUCUGUGUGACUGCAUGACAGGAUAUUCUGACAUAGUAUGGUGCAUCAUAUUACAGCUAUUUCCUUCAUGUAUAUAUAUUUCUUUAACAAAUAUCAUCAUUCACAGACUAGGCCAAACAAAAAACAGAUUGAGUGAGACACUGGAGGCCUGCAAAUUUUGUUUGUGACUUGGUAACAUCUGUGUGACCAUGUGCAUUGUCAAGGUAUAUAACGUUCAAGCUUGUUCAAGAGUGGAAGAAUUUUAGAAACAAGAAAUGAGAGAGUUUAUUUGUUUAUUCAGAUGGCUAAAUGAAGGUUCCUGGUUGGAACACCUCAGAAAUCUUGAUCUUGUGAAAGAGGAAGAACAGGUUAAACAUUUUUGCAGCCAAAAGUGGACUUUGUUGCUGAUAUUUCUUUGAUAUUUUUGGGGUAUAUUUCUGUAGAACUGGAUUAGCAAACAGAAUAUCUUGUUUUUUUUAUUGGUUUUUUAAAAAUUGUUGCUCAUUUAUCUUUCAUUCCUAUGAAAUGUGACAGAAAUAAAAUGUUUUUGAAACUGUU